Scatophagus argus is the source of this 4201-nucleotide messenger RNA. RefSeq names its product TOM1-like protein 2 (gene tom1l2a). Gene Ontology annotation, cellular component: endosome; membrane. Gene Ontology annotation, molecular function: clathrin binding; ubiquitin binding; phosphatidylinositol binding. Gene Ontology annotation, biological process: signal transduction. Bases 68 to 1675 code for a protein of 535 amino acids. The transcript has 16 exons. The record is from RefSeq and is a predicted model, not a curated record. Lineage: Eukaryota; Metazoa; Chordata; Actinopteri; Scatophagidae.
GGGACUUAAUAGUACCGCCUCUGGGCCUCAGCCUCUGUCAAUCCCGAGCGGAUUGUUUGUUGUCAAAAUGGAGUUCUUACUUGGCAAUCCGUACAGCACUCCUGUGGGCCAAUGUAUAGAGAGGGCCACAGAUGGAGGCCUGCAGACUGAGGACUGGACCCUCAACAUGGAGAUCUGUGAUAUCAUAAACGAGACGGAUGAGGGGCCAAAAGAUGCCAUGCGGGCCCUGAAGAAGAGACUCUGUGGCAACAAGAACUACAGAGAAGUGAUGCUGGCGCUAACCGUUUUGGAAACAUGUGUGAAGAACUGCGGUCACAGGUUUCAUGUCCAGGUGGCCAACAGAGAUUUCAUUGACGGUGUGUUGGUCAAAAUCAUCUCCCCCAAAUCAAACCCCCCAACCAUCGUUCAAGACAAAGUGCUGUCACUCAUACAGGCCUGGGCUGAUGCCUUCAGAAGUAGCCCUGACCUAACUGGUGUGGUCCACGUUUAUGAGGAACUGAAGAGGAAAGGCAUUGAAUUCCCAAUGGCAGACCUGGAUGCAUUGUCUCCCAUCCACACGCCACAGAGGGGCACACCAGAGGUGGACCCAGCCAUGAUCAAGUACCUAGCUCCUUCCUCACCUCCUGCCGGGACUCCAAAACCUUCCUCGAGCCCUGUUUCUGCCACACAGGGCCCCCAGAUGCCCAGUCCCAUCACCGCGACCCCUGAACAGAUCGCCCGGCUGCGCAGUGAGCUGGACGUUGUGAGAGGAAACACCAAAGUCAUGUCAGAGAUGCUAACAGAGAUGGUUCCUGGCCAGGAGGAUGCCUCUGACCUGGAAUUGCUUCAGGAGCUGAACAGAACAUGCAGGGCAAUGCAGCAGAGAGUGGUUGAACUGAUUUCACGCGUCUCUAAUGAAGAAGUGACUGAAGAGCUGCUACAUGUCAAUGACGACCUCAACAACAUUUUCCUUCGAUAUGAGAGGUACGAGAGGUACAGGUCGGGCAGAGCCACACAGAACAACGGGACGCUGAAUGAGGCCACAGAGGACAACCUGAUAGACCUUGGCCCAGGCUCCCCUGCCGUGGUCACGCCCAGGAUCUCCUCCAGCCCCCCACCCAGCUCCACCACUGGAGCCACUGCCAACCCCACCACAGCCUCGCUGUCCUCUGCAUUAGCUGGUCUUGAUGUGGCUUCAGACAGCGUGAGCGGUACCCUGUCCUCCCUAUCAGCUCACAACCAGGAUGACUUUGACAUGUUUGCCCAGACCAGGAGCAGCUCUCUGGCUGAGCAGCGCAAAAAUGUAAAGUAUGAGGACCCUCAGGCUCUGGGUGGACUGGCCUCAGCUUUGGAUGUGAGACAACAGAACACAGGAGGGCUGAGGGUAAAAGGGGAUGAUAACCCAGCAGAUCAGGAGCUGCCCAUAGACAGCUGGCUUAUUACCCAAGGAAUGAUCCCCGUAUCGCAGUCCUCUGUCAUGGAUGACAUAGAGGAGUGGCUCUGUGCUGACGUGAAAGGGGAUACCACAGAGGAAGGAGUGACCAGUGAAGAGUUUGAUAAGUUCCUGGAGGAGCGAGCCAAGGCAGCAGACUCCCUGCCAUCUCCCCCAGGAGCCAACCCUGCUCACCCUGCCCGUGCCCCUGGUAGCUCCCACAAGAAGGCUGAACGGACGGAGGACGCCUUGUUUGCCUUGUAGACUGUUCUCAGGGGACCUCGGUCCCUUCUCUAGGGUGUCUAAAGGUCCUCGCCCUAAAUGAUUCUAUCCUAACAGUCAUUCCAGUCCCAUUUCAUCGCUGACUGGCAGUGGUGUAGCAAGUGACCUCCUUGUUGUUCUCUUGCCACCUUGUUGCUCUAACUUAUAGAGGUCCAACAUGUUUACUGCGCACAACUGUGUUGCGUUUUACUAUAUAUGGAUGUAUUAAUCUGUUAGUGUGGGAUGUACUACUUGCAACCCUGCAUCUUAUUUGUUGUGCGCCGCCAAAGGAAGACAACUUAACUUGUCUGAUGUGGUUUAAAAUUGUGGUAUAUUACUGCGAGAUUAAUGGAGAACGUACGCUGCAUUAAGUCCGUAUGGAAGCAUACAAUUAGGAUUAUAUUAUGUUGUUUAUCUACAUUCUGCUAAUUGCUAAUUUAUGCAUUUAUAGUUUUGUUCUGUACUAUGUACUAGCGCUGUGGUUAUGGUCGAUCAAUGAAAAAAUUUUUCGCUCAAGUACUCCAAUUAGCGUUGUAGUCAUGCUUCUAAUACUGAGAUAUGCGUGGAGAAAAGACUGGUGUCUGCAGGCUAAUGUUGCUAAAUAAUAAUAUAAUAGCUAAUUCUUAGCUCAUCUUGAUCAGUGUAUGCCGGCGUUCCUUUAACCAAAGGGAAAAAAACAAAAAAAUCUAAAAACCAUAUGUUAGGAUUCUCUAUUAUGCAUUUGAAAAGACAAAGGGAAAGGAACAUGCCCAAGGAAUAUUUCACAUCUGUCUUUUCAGUCCUCUGGAAAACUUCAUCAAAUUAGUGGAGAAAAAGUAUGCUCUUGACUUUUAGUCAUUCCAAAGAAUUUUAAGGCUUUAAUGACCAACUAGAAUUGAAUUUACCUGUCAGAACAGUCAUCACAUUCAUGUGAAAAAAAAUCCCUUCCCAUGCUAUGUUAAUGUUUGUGGACUCUGAAGCAAAAACAAAACUGUAUUUUGUGCUUUGUGUUUACAAGAUGGUUACUAUUUUUCUAGGGGAUGGGAAAUGGUCUUUAGAUUGACAAUUUGCACAUAAGUUUUCUAAACGUGUAAUUUCAGCGCGUGUUCACCUAGAAGUGGAUUAAUGGACUGUCAAACGUAUAGGAGUGCAAAAACUUAUAUUAAAAUUUACAUAAAGAUUCUAGACAAAACAAAACAUUUAAAUGAUCAGCACGACUCAGCUUAGCACCAUUAUCAACUAGAAGACAAACGUAUAGCUUACAGUAAUUACAGUAACUGUUUUAAAGGAUGUAUGCACAUAGGUAGCUCAUCACUUACUCUAUACUAUGUAAUCGAUAUACCUCAAAAUACAGGGAUUUUACUUUCUGUAUCUGGUUAAAAGUGUAUGGCUCAUAGUUAUAUCCAGAGGACAGAGAGGUUUAUGUAUUAUUUGAUCCCCUGAUUAUAUUUUUUAUAGUUGAUGUAAAAAAGAAAAAUUGUCCAUACCCUUCACCAUUGAUCUUUUUGAGGCUGAAGCACGCAAAAAAAAAGAAAAGAAAAAAAAAAUAAUUUCUUUUGAUUUGUGCAGUCAAACAGUUACUUUAAUGCUUAUUUUUAUUUGUUAUUUUAAUUCAUCUGCUGUCAUUGGAGCUUCUGCCAAGAAUUUCUGUAAUUUCAGCAAAUUAGCUCUGGAUAGAGUUUGCCUUUGGUGUAGUUAAAAUCACACUUUGAGGCAAAAAGCAAUCCUGUCUUCAUUCCAGUUCUUUUGCUGAGGCUCCUCUUUAUUUGAACGUUGCUCUGCACUUAAAAAAAGGGAUUUUUUUUUUUGUGUAUUUUCAGUAAAAGCUUUGUCGAUUGAGACAUUUUCUUUGAAUCUCCUCCCCAGUUGAAAAACCCUAAUCAUGCAUCAAAUUUUGAAUUAUCCAUUGUCAGUAUAGGCCUUUCGCUAGAGGGAAAUAUUUGUGUUAUUAUUAACAUAAAUGCAACUGUGGCAUUUAAAAAUUAUUUGUGUCUACAUAAUCAUUACAAUUAAAUAUUUAAAUAUAUUUUAGUUGAGAAAAAUUAAUGAGCUUUAACUUUUUUUUUUUAAUGGUUAUAUAGGUUUAGUAUGGUUACGAGGUAACUGAGAUAAUAGCAUUACAUUUACAAUCAGACAUUAUUCUCUUUGAAAAUCUUUAACCUUGCAGGCUGAACAAAGAAGAUUACUAAAAAUGUAAGAGAUCCUUUAAAAGGGAGAUUUAUCAAUAUUCUGUCUGUGUGUUACACAUCUCUGGAUCUGUAACAGUGCGUUGUGUUUCUUGCAUUUAUGGGGCAUCAGUCCUGAAUGCAACACGUAUUCCUUGAAAUUCUGGCUCUCAAAAUGGUUGCUGAAUGUUUUUUUUUAAUACUGAUGAAGCAGAACAUUGAACUGAUGUUUUGUGAACAUGGAAGAGAGGCUUGUUUUCUGUUGGCAGAUGCCUAAUGUCUGUUUGGCUGUGCCGUCUGCUGCCAUUACUAAUGGUCAGAUUUUUGUUUGACCUAAUGCACGUCUGUAACUGCCCAAUAAAACACUAGCAAUGUGUGACCUCUA